UUUCGCUUCCCUGUAGCAUUCCCGGCUCCAGACUGAGUGAGGGCAGCCAGCUCUGAGCCGAGAGGGAGCGAGACAGAAGGAAGACCCAGGAGAGGGAGGAGGUUAUUCGACACCCAGGAUCAGCAAUGGAACGCCCAGUAACCCGAGGCCUAGGGUUCGGCCUGGUCUUCCUGGGCCUGGUGGGGACCAUCGUGUCUUGUGCCCUCCCGCUCUGGCGUCUCUCGCUGCCCGAGGAGCCGGUCAACACCACCCUGGGCUCUGGUGCCCGCCGGGUAUGGGAGGGGCUAUGGGUCUGCUGCUCCCGGGGUGACCCGGGUGAGGGGAGUCACUGCCAGGCCUACCCAUCGCCGUGGAGCCUGCCCCUUGACGUCCAGGCCGCCCGGGCCCUCACCCUCAUCGCCGGGGCCUUGGGCCUCGUGGCGGCUUGCGCCGGGGCGGCCUCGGUCCUGGGCUGCCCCCGGCUGCAGGACCCCGUGCACAGGGGGGACCUCGGGGUGUGCGGGGGUCUCCUGGCCCUCUCCGCAGGGGUCCUGGAGCUCCUGGCAGCGGGCUGGGCCGUCCACUCGGCCCGCCAGGGCCGCGACGACCCCCUGGUGGCCCUCGACGCCAAGAGGGUGCCGGGCCCUGCCGUCCACCUGGCCUUGGCCGCCGGCGCUGCCCUGCUGCUGGGCGGGAUCUUGCUGUGCCUCUCCUGGCCCAAGGAGAGCGACAGGUACCCUCCUGAGCUCCAGAAAGCCGCCUCCACAGCUGGAAAGCCGGGCCGGGUUUGAGGCCUGGUGAUGGGGGGAGGCGAGCAGGGCCAGGGGCAGGGGCAGGGAAACCCCAGAGACCCUUGAUGCCAGCCCAUUGGCCUGCCUCUCAACCAACAGCCAAAUGGGAUGGCCCCCUCCCCUCCAUCCCCCGUCCCUCCC
Molecule: messenger RNA, 911 nt
Organism: Rhincodon typus (whale shark)
Lineage: Eukaryota; Metazoa; Chordata; Chondrichthyes; Orectolobiformes; Rhincodontidae
Product: claudin-9-like
Exons: 2
Coding region: 126-770 (214 amino acids)
Biological process (GO): bicellular tight junction assembly; cell adhesion
Cellular component (GO): plasma membrane; bicellular tight junction
Molecular function (GO): structural molecule activity
Source: RefSeq, a predicted model, not a curated record